GCAUUCUGGCAUCUUUGUUUCCCCAUAGGUUUGAAUCGUCAAAUUUCUACGUUACGUAUUUACAGCAGGCGAGUGUUUCGUUUUAUAUUUCGAAUUCGAGUUAAUAGAAAAAAAUUGGACUAAACUGCAUAAGAUGUGUAGAGCUAAAUGAUGGCUUCAAAUAAUUUUGCAAAAUCAAAUAAACACUUGAAAAGCGUUUCUGCAGCUCAAAAUCAGAGUGACGAUGUUCAUGAAAAUCAAUAUUUCUACGAGGACGAAAUCUUCUGCAUUGAUAACCGGGGUCGUGUAAAAUUCGGCUUGGUGCUAGAAAAUUUCGAGGUUAGCGAAGAGGAAGGUUUCGAAGAAGAUGCACUGAAAAGAGGCGAAAUCCGUGCUUGCUGGCAUCCUGAUGGUCUCGAAGAAAUAGUUGAGCAACAUAAGGUUGGUCUAGCCGAUCGAACUCUUAUGCCAGGAGAUGUUGUGCGAAAGAUAGUUCCCGGAAAACAUACACAACGAGGUUACUGUCAUGAAAUAUUUGUUAGAGCAGAUGUUAAGAUUGCUGGUACUAAAUAUGUAGUGAAGAAUGUUCCUUCUGACCGCCUUCGUCCGUUGAUGUCAAUGCCAAAGGAUAAUGCUGUUUGUUUGGAUUCUUGGGUCGGAAGCACAAGAAACGUCAACGAAAAAUUAAUAUUGAAGUCACAAUGUGGAUCACUCGUGGAAAUUCGCCCGGAUAUAGAAUACUGUACCCUUAAAGACAGUGAUACACGAUCACGAUGUGGCUAUUUCGCGGGUACUUUGUUUUAUCCUGGGCAAACUUUAGUUGGUCCAAUAAGUGAUUUGGAGAAUGCAAAAUGGAUCAAUACUUCUGCAGAAAUGAAAUUGAAUAGGAAGCACAAAAUGAUAGAUCGGAAGUUUACUGUUCAGUCGGUUGAAAUUGAAGGUGUUUGGGUUCAUUGGCAAUGCAAAGCAUCAUGUGAUGAUAUUGAUGCAGAAAUGAAAGAGGGUGGUAUACAGCAGCCACCGGACUAUGUAACUGGAGAAAAUUUAAAAAGAUUAAGGAAAUUGAAUUUGUUCGAAUCCUGUAUGUUGCAAAUUAACGACAAAAAUUAUUUAAAAAUCCAGCCUGGUGAUUCCUUUUGUAGAAAAAGUCAAUGGAGAAAAGAGAUAAGCUCAAGAUUUGUAAAGAUAAUGAAUAACGGCGGAUUUGAGCAAGAAAACGUGUUCUGUGAUACUGAAGACCAUCAAAUUAAUGUUACCAAUAAUACGCUUGAGAAUAUUCCACGAGAGAAAGCGGAGUCGGAUAGUGGAAAGUUGUGCCCAACUGCUCACAAGGAAGUAUCAAAGUGUGGCAAACUUCGACGAAACUCGGCAAGGUGCAAUACUUCACCGACAGCGUCAGUUUCUGCUGCUUGCAAGCUGGCUGAUAGUGAUGAAUGGCAAACUGAUUUAGAAGACGAGGAAGACGACGAGGUCGAAGAUUGUGAGCCGACUGUUUCCGAUGGGGGAGGUAGUGCUAUUUCCUCAUCAUGCUCAAGUACUGCCACCUCAAAAAGUAGUCCCAAAAAGUCACCACUGUUGGCCAAUAAGAUUCGAAAAUUACGAAAAAGGGCAACAUCUACUAUUACAAGUGCAGAUAAGAUUCCUUCCGUUGGAGAUGAGUUAAUAACAGAAACCUUAGUUGUGUAUAGUACCGCCACAGUCGUGUGGCAAGAUGGUACGAUUGAAUUUGACAUUCCGUCCACAGAUUUGUGUCCGAUUCAUCAUCUCGAUGAUCAUGAAUUUUUUCCUGGUGAUUUCGUAUUAUCUGGAAACACUGAUAUAUCACAAAACCCGUUGUUCCGAGAUUACGGUGUGAUUCAAAAUGUAGAUCAUCACGGACGUACGGCAAAAGUUAAAUGGUUCAGUACUUACACUUGCCUCGAUGAACCUCAACCAAUAUACAACGGUGAAUCGGAGGUCAGCGUAUAUGAUUUGAAAGAUCAUCCUGAUUUUCAGUAUCGACCAGGUACUAUUGUCAUCCGGGUUGCGAAUUUUAUUGGUAAUGGUUCGAAAUGUAAUGCUGGUCAGGUUAUCGACAACUACCCAAAUGGAAUGGUGAAAGUUUGGUGGGUUGAUGGCCAUGUGAGUAUGUGUUGGCCGCAAGAUAUUUUUGAAGUUGGGCAAUAUGAUUCAGACAACAACUUUUGGGGAAAUGAAUCGGACAACAACUCAUGGGAAACUGAAGAUGAAAUAUCAGAGCUUGGCGGUAUUUCUCCUCAGCGAGUGUCAAAACCAAAACUAGCAGCUAAUCUGGAACGAGCAAGAGUAGCGAUGGCACGUUUGGAAGAACUGUUUAUAAUUAAUCCACAUCUUCAAAACCAAGAGAUUAUGAAAAAACUUUUGAUGGUAUACAAAAAAUGUCGUUAUUUGGAUAGACUUAUGAAUACAUCAUUUUUUCACGAAGACCAUUUUAUGGGUUUGGUAGAACGAGUACGCAAAUCAAAUAACCAAACCACUUCGGAACGAGCAUUAGAUCAAAAAAUCAGGUUGUUCAAUCACAGUGGUUCGAAAACCAUUACUCCCACGGCGGAUAGUCCAGUCAUCGAUCCAAAACUUUCAUCUAAUAGUAAUCAUAGUCUCUCGUCCAGUGGUGGAAAUAGUGUCGGAACAUCAUCGAAAAAAUGUUUUUCAACACCAAAGCAGUCCAGCAAAAAUGAAGCGUCGUCUUUCAAGUUCACUACAGGACACAAUAUUUCAACAUCUUCGGAUAUUUCUAGUAUAGAAGAAAAUGCCACGGGUAUGGCUGUUCAGAAUAUCAUUUCUUCCGGUUGCGCUGCUGAAGACUCUGGAAAUUUUUCGAUCAAAAGUGAUAUAAAUUGCAAACAGAGCAGUACCGAUAAUGGUAGAGAUUUGUUACUAAAUGCAGAGCUAGAUAAAGUGAACUAUGUUUACAUGAAUAUUUGUGAAGAUAUGAAUAAUACUAGCUCAGUUUUCAGUUUUCCAACACAAACAGAUAAUGUUUCUGCAAAGCUCUGUUCACUUAUUAAAGCACAAUUAGUGAAGGCGCUACAAGAGAUAAAUCAGCGUUUUGGCCACGAUGAUAUUUUUAAAGAGAUCGUUAUCGAAGAAAUGCUUCUUUCAACUCCACCAUUUGGAUCACGUCCGGUUUCCUCAACACCGUCUCAAGUGGAUACGGUAAAUGAUACACCUAUUUCAAAUCAGAAAAAGCAAGAUGCGAUGGACGGUUCGAACUGUACGCCGGAUUUUAGUUAUGAAUUUAUUUUUGUCGAAAACUUUCAUGUUCUGGAAACAGCACCUAGUACUCAUAAAUAUCAUUUGACGGUAUUCCAAACAAGUAAUGCACAAAGUUUCUACAAAGCCGUACAACGGGAGCAUAAGUUGCUGAGAACUGCCUUACCACCUGGUGUAUGGGUACGCACGUUUGAGGAUCGUUUGGACUUGUUCAGCGUAAUGAUUGAAGGACCUAGGAAAACUCCUUACGAAGGUGGUCUAUUUCUAUUUGAUAUCCAGCUUGGGCAGGACUAUCCUAGCGUCCCUCCAUUGUGCCAUUACAUAAGCUAUUGUUCAGAUCGAUUGAAUCCAAAUCUUUAUGAAGACGGUAAGGUGUGUGUUUCACUAUUGGGAACCUGGUCCGGUAAAGGAACUGAAAUGUGGGGUCCAAACAGCACUCUUCUACAAGUGAUAGUCUCCAUUCAAGGUUUAAUUCUGGUGGACGAACCUUAUUUUAACGAAGCUGGAUAUGAAAAGCAGAGAGGUUCUCAACAGGGAAAAGAAAAUUCGCGCAUGUACAAUGAAAUGGUGAUAUUGAAGCUUGUACAGUCGAUGUCAAAAAUGAUUGCAAAUCCGCCAGAAAUUUUCAACACUCAAAUCAUGGCUCAUUUUCGUGAACAUGGCUUCUCUAUGCAUCAUAGAAUCAAAAGUUGGAUGGAUAUAUCGAAUGAAGCUAAUCGAAAUGUGAAUAAUGAAUCGUCUACAUCAACUUCGCCUGGCAAGGCAAGUAGUUUGGAAGCAGUCAAUGUGUCAACACAUCCGAUCAUUCUACCGGAGUUUCCAUUAAUUCCAGCUAGUCGUGGAUUUUGCCUCACCCUGAUUGGUUUGUUGAAAAAAUUUAAAGAGAUAAUAGAUUCAAUUGGCAGCGAGUAAACAUAAGUAGGAACCUCUAUCCCACCGCAUUUAUGCCUAGUUGAAAUAAUUAGUUUUAUUUUUUAUUAACGAUAUUUUUUAUGUUGAAUAAUUCUAAAACAACAUGUAUUUUUUAUGAUCUCAAAAUAUUUAUUGCAGCUCUUUGUUUUGUUGCCAUUGAAUAGGAUAUUUUCAAAACAUAGAACAAAGCGCGCCUUUUAAAAAUGGCAUAUUAGAAUAGCCUGUGCGUAACGCAAGUAAUUCUACUUUUGAUAACAAAUAAAGUUAGGAUUUUCAAGAAUCAAGAACGCUCGGCUUAUAUUUAUACUGAUCAAAUCUUGUUCCUUAUUAUUUAAAUCAGGUUCCGAGCAACUUAAACUAUUAAUGCAAAGUGCUGUGCCUGUAUUGAAAUCAAUUACAUAUUUGAAAUAUUCAAACAUAAACAGUGAGAUACAUAUUAUGAUAUUCGUAUAGGAUUAUUUUUAAUAGAAACAAUUUUGCGCCUUUAAAAAACUAGAGUCUAAAAAUGCUUUGAAAAAUAAGAGCACCAAUAACACAUAAUUAAUAUUUGUUUUGUGCAAAAGCAAGACUUUAAAUUUUAUUAUAUUUUUUUAUAUUUGAAGAAAGUCAGCGAAUCAUUCGUACCUAUUUUUUUAAAUUUAAUUCGGGUUUUAUAAAAAUAUCUCAUUCGAAAUGGUUUUUAGUUACUACAUGACUACUUUGUAAAUUAAUAAUUUUAUAUGACAUCUCACGCAGAUCUUCCCUGCGAAAUUUUAUACAGACAAAAUGGCUUCAAUUUAACAUUUCAAACAAUAGCAUAAUACCAAAGAAAAAUUAAACUAUACCAGGCUUAUCUUAGUGUUAAAUUACAUAAGUAGGUGCUAACAAAAGGUCCUACAGCUGCCCAAUCAUUGUUAUAACCAAAUAAGUUCUGAGUUGCCUACAGUCGCAAAUAAUGUAGGUACGUAGUCCUAACCACAUUUCACACUAUUUUGAAGUUUUAGAUAAUAGCUGUAAAAAAGUAAAUUUCUUUCUUGCAAUUUAAUGUUAGCCAUGUUUUGCAAAAGCAAGUCGACUGCGAAAGAAUCAAGUUUUAAUGAAUCCAUGAGUAGUCCAUGCAUUAAAGAUGAAAAGUUAGGGAAAACUGGAAUUUCCGAAUUGCUCUGGCAUACAUUGUUCACUGUUAAAAACUAUUGAAAUAACAUAAUAUUUAGUAUGUACUUACUUAAAAAUAAAAAUUAGCGAAAUGCACAAUAACAAA
Molecule: messenger RNA, 5362 nt
Organism: Wyeomyia smithii (pitcher-plant mosquito)
Lineage: Eukaryota; Metazoa; Arthropoda; Insecta; Diptera; Culicidae
Product: (E3-independent) E2 ubiquitin-conjugating enzyme
Exons: 8
Coding region: 148-4122 (1324 amino acids)
Source: RefSeq, a predicted model, not a curated record